Messenger RNA from Soboliphyme baturini, 630 nucleotides. The record is from the annotation of a GenBank genome assembly. NCBI's taxonomy places the organism in Eukaryota, Metazoa, Nematoda, Enoplea, Dioctophymatida, Soboliphymatidae.
AUGCAUCGAAGCAUUAUCUGUACAUUUUGUACUAUGUUAAUCGUUAUACGGCAUGUCGCGGGUUUGGGCAUGACGCUAAAGCCGAAUGAGAAGGAGUGCUUGAAAGAUGAGAUGCACAAGAAUGAGGUGGUAACAGGAGAAUACACAUUCAGCGCCGCCAAUGGUCAGAAGAAUGAAAUCAUCGUGUCGGACACGAGAGGCCAUAUUCUUUUCAAGCGAGAGGACUUCACUGAUGAACACGGCAAAUUCGCGUUUAGCGCCGAUGAUUACGACGUUUUCGAAAUCUGCGUCGCGUCCAGACUGCCUGUCGGGGUGCACGCCACUAACCGAGAAGUGUUCCUCACCUUGAAACAUGGAGUGGAGGCGAAAAACUAUGAAGAGUUAGCAAAGGUUGAAAAACUGAAGCCGCUUGAAAUGGAAUUAAAGCGUUUGGAAGACCUAACUGAAAGUAUUGUGCAGGACUUUGCGUACAUGCGCAAAAGGGAAGAGGAAAUGCGCACUACCAACGAAUCUACAAAUUCUCGGGUACUGUAUCUCAGCGUUUUUUCAAUGAUGUGUUUGCUGUCGUUGGCCACCUGGCAGGUGUUGUAUCUGCAACGGUACUUUAAAGCCAAGAAGUUGAUCGACUAG